GGAGGAGGGAUGCUCUGAACUGCAGCAUCUUCAGCCAGAAAACGAGCAGCACAAAGCGUCGCUUUCUCUGCGUCUUCCUCCAGCUCCGCGCCUCCCGCCUCCUCCACGCGCCCGUCACCCCCGGGAGGUCUCCGGACCGGAACCAGAACACGAGCAGAAGCACCUGAUCUGGAUUUUGAUUUCCCACUUCAUUGUUUGCGUGGGUUUUUUUUUGCCUUCUUCCCCCGACAUGCUUUCAGCGGAAUGAGACGCAAAUCUUAGCGCGCGUUUGCGAAGCUUGACGGGACCCUCGCGACCCAGGAGCUCGGUUCCGAAGGACCCUCCAUCUGCGCCGCUCCUGCUCUCGCCGCCGCUGCGCAGCAUCUCGAAGGAGAAACGCGCAGCUCGCCUGCCCCCGUCCGUCCGUGCGUCCGUGCGUGCGUCAGGAAAAAAAGGCGUAUUCUCCCCAUUCUUCAAGCACUUUCUCCGUCCGCGCGGCUGCGCUGCGUAAAAGAGAGAGAAAGCCCGAACGGGAGAGGGAUUUAGCGCAGCUUAAGCAUCCAAGAGCGAGCUCGCAAAAUGAUGGCCGGCGGAGCUGUGCAGCAGAACGGCAUCUUCUCCACCCCCCACCAUCACAGCCAGCAGCCGCACAUGGAGUCCGAUCCCCCGGAUUCGCGUAAAAGACCUUUGGAGACGCCGACGGAGGCCAGCAGCACCAAACGCACGAACACGGGAGUGGCCUUCCUGCAGCCCCUAUAUGAAACUGAAGGCAUUGUAUUCCCUGAUCAAGAAACUGAGACUCAUGAGGAAGGCGAGUACUUCCUGAAGGUUUUGAUUCCCAGCUAUGCGGCGGGGUCAAUCAUCGGGAAGGGGGGUCAGACCAUCGUCCAGCUGCAGAAGGAGACCGGAGCCACCAUCAAACUGUCCAAAUCCAAAGACUUCUACCCCGGAACGACAGAGCGGGUGUGUCUGAUUCAAGGGACUGUGGAGGCGCUGAACGGCGUCCAUGACUUCAUCGCCGAGAAGGUGAGGGAGAUGCCUCAGAGCACCCAGAAGACAGAGCCGGUCAGCAUCCUGCAGCCGCAGACCACCGUCAACCCGGACCGGGUCAAGCAGGCCAAGCUGAUCGUCCCCAACAGCACAGCCGGCCUGAUCAUCGGGAAAGGCGGAGCCACGGUCAAAGCGGUGAUGGAGCAGUCCGGGGCGUGGGUCCAGCUGUCCCAAAAACCGGAGGGCAUCAACCUGCAAGAGCGCGUGGUCACCAUCAGCGGCGAGCCUGAGCAGAACCGCAAAGCCGUGGAGAUCAUCAUCCAGAAGAUCCAGGAGGAUCCGCAGAGCUCCUCCUGCCUCAACAUCUCCUACUCCAACAUCACCGGGCCCGUGGCCAACUCCAACCCCACCGGCUCCCCGUACGCCAACUCCACCGAGGUCAUGCCGGCAGCCGCCGCCGCUGCUGCCGCCACGGCGUCGUCUCUGCUGGGCCAGGCCGGCCUGGCGGGGGUGGGGGCCUUCCCCACCACCAUGUCCAGCCUGUCGGGGAACGACCUCCUGGCCAUCACCUCCGCCCUCAACACUCUGGCGAGUUACGGUUACAACACCAACUCUUUGGGGCUCGGGCUCAACCCUGCGGCCGCUUCGGGGGUGUUAGCCGCCGUAGCAGCCAACGCCAACCCAGCGGCAGCCGCGGCCGCCAACUUGUUAGCCUCCUACGCCAGCGACGCGUCCACCAGCGCAGCUCACUCUGCAGCCAGCCUCGGGGGCUUCUCCCUGGGGUCCCUCGCAGCCGCCACUGGGGCCACCAACGGCUACCUGAGCGCCGCGUCACCACUGGUGGCGUCGUCCUUGUUGGCCACGGAGAAGUUAGCGGAAGGAGCCAAGGAAGUGGUGGAGAUCGCUGUACCAGAAAACCUGGUGGGUGCCAUCCUGGGGAAAGGCGGGAAGACGCUAGUGGAGUACCAGGAGCUGACCGGCGCCCGGAUCCAGAUCUCCAAGAAAGGCGAGUUCAUCCCCGGAACCCGGAACCGAAAGGUGACCAUCACCGGGUCCCAGGCCGCCACGCAGGCCGCGCAGUACCUGAUCAGCCAGCGAAUCACCUACGAGCAGGGGGUACGCGCCACCAACCCACAGAAGGUGGGCUAAACCUGACAGCCGACAAGAAACGAGGAGGAAAAGAGGAAAGAAAUAAAGAAAUGAAGAGUGGGGGCUUGGGGGAGGAGUCUAAAAAAAAAAAGAAAUGACAAAAUGGAGGAGAGCAAGAAUGUGGGAGGGAUUGCGCCGUUUUCUUCUUCAGUAUUACAGAGUUUUUGACGCAGAGCAAAGAUGGAGACGAGGAGGGAGAGGAGCGCCGAAAAACCAAGAAAAAAUGUGUAAAAUGUAAAUACGGUUUUAUUACUUAACGUCUCGACCUUCUGGGGUUUUUUAUUGUUUCUGUUUGCGUCGGGUAACUUAAGCUGUCCGUUUGUUUGUGUCUUGUGUGGACAGAGCUGAAUGCCAUGUAGACCGGCCCGACUGCCGGGGGGCGGGGGACGCCACGGGGCGGGGGGUGGGGGGCGGCCACAGGGGCACGGAGGGAGGGGGGGGUGAUAGGGUACAACCCUCCAACUCCCUCCAAGCCCUCAGCUCUCACCCGCCCCCCUCCUCCUGCUGCACCUCCCCCCCCAGCAGAGUUGUUUUUUUCUUCUAGAUUUGCCCCCUCCCCCCCUCACUAGAUGCCCCGUCCUGCCCUGCCCCUCCCCUUUUGAUAAGGGUUUUAUAACGAGCAGGACUGCACUUUCUCUCCUCCUCGCCACAUAUGGUCAAAAAUCGGGCCGGGGGUGGGGUGGGGGGCAAUUUUUGAUGAAGGGCCAUAGCUCGUAGCACCCCACACACACACACACACACAUGCGCACCUAGUGCUUAAGGCAGAGGCGCAUGCUGAUGACCUCACGGCGAAAUCCUAUAAAGCCGUAGGACCACGCCCCCCACCCCCCCGCGCAACGAUGAUUAGGACGUAAUUAUGACCCAAAUGGAGCUCAGCGUUCUUUAUUUCUUAUCUGUGAAUUCAGGUUGACAUGAAUGUAAAUGACACUAUUUUUUAUUUUAAUGUCGGUGGACUGAGAUGAAUCGUAAUGUCACAUAGGCUAAGCUAUGUCUUAUUUAAGUCCAGUGAGAGCGCCGGCUCAGGCGUAGGAGCGGAACGCCGUGAGAUGGCGUGCGUGGUGCUAGACGAAGGGAGUCCAUCAUAUCCUCCAUCCGUUCCGCUCAGGCUUCUUCGACGGUGCAGCAUCGCCGCUGCAGUUUACUCACGAAAAAUCAAAAACAGGAAGUUGAUCCGCUGCUGCUCAGCCUGUGGUCUUCCAAAUCCCUGACCCCGCCCCCCACAUAGUGAACAGACCACAGACUAGAUCAAGCACUUAUACUACUGAGGAGGAAACACUGAAUCGGGACGUGCCGCCUCGCUUGUAGAUUUCGGGCAUAUCAAAAGCGGAGCCGAAAGGGCUCCGAGGUGACGGGCAGGUCUGCUCCCGCUGCUGAAGAUGCUGUCUAUUUUGCUCUUGGAUUUGUUUGUUUGUUUUUUUGUCAUGUGUGUGUGUGUGUGUGUGUGUGUUUAACUAUCAGAGUACACUGAAUUUUGUCUUAAUGCACUGUGAAGCCAGAGAGCAGCCCUCACCCCGACCCGCGGGGCCCGGGACGCGCGCUGUAGAUGGCAGGGAAACGAAAACAAAAAAAGACACGUAUAUGACAUAUUUGUAGGAUGCAUAUGAAGAACUUCAGCAGGCAGCACGCCAACUCCCAAACCGUCCGUCCGUCCGUCCUUCCAUCCAGGACCAGAUCAAAUAGUUGGGUUGGAAAAGUAUUAAACCUGGGUGGGAGGCGGGAUGUUUGGGAGGGCGAGGGUGUCCUUUAAAGAAUUGGUUUAAUCAACAGGUUUAGCUGCAAUAUGCUAAAAAUGAGUUGGGGGUGUAUUUGAUCCAAAGCCAGGGAGUCCCCCCCUUCCCCCCCAGAAUCUUCAGACACCAAUCCGGCCCAAAAUCCCUAAACGUGUCACUCUGUUGGAGCGCCAGUGAGGGUUUAUCUCCACGUCUUGGUAAGGAGGCUUCUUUACUCCCAUCUAACACCAUCCACACUCUCCUCACCCUCCCACCCGUCCUCAGUUUUCCAGCGCACUCCCAUCCUGACACCCCCCCUCCUCCUACCACAUCGCUCCAUGGGUGACUAUGUCUGUUGUUACGGUCGAUGCAUGUCUGCCGCCUGGCCGGGCGAACGCCGCCCAGCGAGCGGACCCCGGACGGGCCGAGGAAGUCGUAGCAGGACACAGUCGGGUUUGGAUCCUUCAUGACACUAGAGAGAAACACGGUUCCUCUGAACUCCUUGUUGCACAAAACUUGCUGUCUUCAUACCUGGAGGGAGUUUAGGGGCUUCGGUUCCACCGUAGACGUCGUAGCGGGCUGACUUUUACUGCCUCAGGACAGAUCAAAAUGAGGAAUCUUUGCUAAUUAUUCCCAAUCAAAAAGACCUGGUUUCUGGUUUCUGCAGUCUACGACCAUUUAGUUUAUUCUAUACCUAAAAACUCCACUGAAAAAUUAUUCACGAUGACACAAAAAAGCAAUUUUUCUGCUGGAAUGAAGGAAGAUGAUGAAACAAGUUGAGCAUUGCCAAUCAAAAGUCACCAGUCUAAAUUAGCAACUCAGCUAGCGCCUUCAGCUAGCCCGAAUGUGAACUGAUGCUUCAUCAACAAACUGAAAUAUAUUUUGUAAAUAAACCAAAUAGAUGCUAGCUACUAGCUGGUCACCACUCAUUAACAAAUUCCCACACAAACAAACAUUAGAAGAAACUAGUGACAGCUGACUGCAGCCUCUACAGGACGAGGAAAGUCAACAGGAAGGGGCGGAACCGCACCAGCUAAAGGCAGAGGAAAAACAGCUAAGGUAGCUACAGCUAGUGUUAGUUUCCAUCUAGCCCUUUUCUGCUACCCCAAUUGUGAAUUGAUGCUUCAUUAACAAACAAAACGCUAGCAACUAGCUUGUCACCGCUUAUUAGCAAAUUCUCCCACACAAACAAAUGUAGGAAUUGUUAGAAACUAGCGACAGUCGGCUGCAACCUCUGCAGGAAGAGGAAAACAAACGUAGCCUCUGUCGUUAAGGUAGCUAACAAGUUGUCCUGUCAGCUACCGCUAGUUUCCAUCCUGACUAUGCCCACGUUUAAUGUAUCUAAUCCAGCAAGUUCAGACAUUAUACGUGCUAGUUGCUAGCUCCUCCAUGCUAACAGCUACCUUGGGAAGAAUCCCCAAAAUGACGUAGACAUGUAAGCUAGCUGCUAGCUUCUUAGUGCUAAGUUAAAAACAAAUCUAAUCCUUUAAAUGUAAACAGAUAUGUGCUAACUUUACAAUUACUGCAGAGGCUUUAGUUCUGCUAAUGGCGCCAAUGUGACAAUGAAACAACCUGGGUAGCAAUUACCUUUUUAAAUGUAUUUAUUUAAAGUUAGCGUUCUAUCCAUCCAUUCAUUAGGGAAACUUUGAAAAUAUCUGUAUAAAUCAUAAGACUAUCAGCCUAUUGCUGACAGUAAACUUUGUUAAAGAUAUUUUUAAGAAUAAAAUAGGAUUUAAAUAAAUAAAUGUCAUGAAAUACCUUCUUCUUCCUGUCCUUCUGGUGGGGCCAGCAUGGCCUCCAGCAGGAAAUAAUGCAUGGAGCACGGUUGAUGUUUACGGUGGAAACAGAGCUUUUAGAUUCCUGAAAUAGUUGUCAUAACGCUAACUGGUUUAUUUGUAUCUCAUGAGUUAACUCUAUAUCUUGGGCCCAGCGGCCGAUCUUUUAUCACAUGUUAGGCAGAUGAGAUCAAAUGUGACAAGUACUGGAAGCAAUACAUGUAGAGGCUUAUCGUAUCGUCCUGUCCCUCCUUCUGUCUGACGUAGGAGCUUUUGGAUUUGCCUGUAGGUGGUGGAUAGGUUUACGUGAAAAUGCUGCUAUUUAAUAAGAACUGAUGUGCUAAGAACUCAACAUAUCCGAAACCUGUUCUCUUUAGCGGGAUGGCUAGUUUCUAGCGGCACUGUAAACAAUGCUGUGUUAUAAGCUGGCGGUAAGUUAAGAGUAGUUUAAAUCCAAGCUAGCAAGUGAAACAUGUGCCAAAAUAAGUUGUAUUUGUGCUCAUUUAAACCACACUAGGUAAGACAAGACCUACUUUUAUAUCCAGAAGAAAAUGUGAAAAGUGCCAAAUGAACCAUAUUUAUAAUGACAUCCGCAGACGGGGCAACGUCCUGCUAAGCGUUUUUAGCUUAGCUAACAGACACAGAACCACAGAGCGACGGCGUCUAGAGGCCUGUCUCAAAAUGACAGGCUGCCAUGCUAGCCAAGUGCUAGCCCGUCCUCUGGGAACCUCAUUUCCCAGAAUGCAACAGCACUACAACUCUGGGGCUUAGAUUUAUCAAUAUAGGUUAGCAUAUUGAUGCUAAAGAAAAUGUGACUAGAUAGCAUUCUUAAAAACAGCCUUUUAUAGUUACGAUGAAGAUGUAUUUUGUGGAAAUAGAUGUUAUCUUUUUUGCACGUCUAUAUUAUUGCAUGAUAUCAAAGUGAAGCGUAAACAAAAAAGGAAAAAACCGUAGGCGUCGUUCAUUUUUCUGGGACAAACAUUUGCAUGCCGAUAAGGGUAGAGCAUUUUGAUAUUGUUUUUUACGCGUUCCGAUGUUUGCUGUUUGUCCAUGGGGUUUAGUCUUGCUCCGCCUACUGCAGGUGUGCUACAUGUUUGAUUUUGUCGUUACAACAGUGUUAGUAUGUUGUGGUUAAGUUGACUAACCCUCCUCAGACAGAUACGAACAAAACUCUCGAACAAAGCCGAGACUAUUUUGCUACGUUUUUGAGCGAGCUUCAGAACCUUUCAGAGCAGUAACAAAACAACCGCAAAUGUCCAUGAAUGUACUCAUUUUCACAUCUCUGCUUUGUAACUCAUACUUCCAAAGGUGCAGUCGAGCCUUUUGUGUGUAGCCGUGUGUUUUGUACUCUAACAUUACUAAUCCCUACGACAGCUCGCACUGGGACUAUGUUGUGUGUCCUUUUUUUGCCUCCCCCCACACUCCAGCCCCGGCUUGUGUCAUAAUCAGGAUGCACCUUAUCGACCUCAAAGUGGACGUGCAGCGCUCCGUGCCCCGCCCACAGCACCCACGCGGGACUGGAAAUAGAUUUCUGGACGCAUGUAAGUCCAAAUGAACAUGCUCGCUCCAAUCUGAUAAAAUUCUUUGAAUCGUCGAACCCUGAAGACAAACAGUGGCCCACGGAGGCCCGAAAAUGAAAACCCAACAAUUGUCCGGAUCACAUGAACUCACAAGGCAAAAACAACGCAUGUUUGUUCAUUAUUACAAAUAUAAUAAUCACAAAUCCACCCUAAAAUAAAGAACAUUAGCUAAAAGCUAGCUAGCUAUAAAGAUAGCACGUCGACCCCAGAGGAAAGUGCCGCCGGCUCUCUAAGCAGUGAAAAUGCAACUUUGCACUUUACCUGAAGGUGGCACUCUCCUUGAAAUAUGGUAGUCAUAUUGAUAAUAACCAUUGUUUAUUUUGUUAAAGUUAAAAUAUGUUGAAAAAAAUAUCUAAACUGCUACAAAACUGUUUUUUGACGUUUGGAUUUAAGUCCUGAACGUCUGGAUUUUUUGAAUUUUGCGACGUUGAACCUUUGUUCCGAUGAAAUCCCUCAUGUGGGUGAAAACCUAAAUAAUUUGCUUCGGGAACUCGGCAGCGCUGCUCGGCCUUCUGGGAUUUGGCUUUUCAUAAAAAGCCUGUUUGGGUCCUCCGUAGUUUUCCUUUGCACCGAUUUGGGCCCAAAGGUCAAAGGACGGGUUCGACUUUCCACGUUUGCACUGAAGUGUGCGGACGGCGUGCACGGCAGGCCGGGCUGAGGUGGGGGUAGGGGUGGGGGUGGGUCCGUGUGUGAGACGUCUUUACUGCAGCCGUGCAUGCUCCUCUCUGCCCCCCCCAGGCCGUGCUGGUGGUGCCUCUGUAGCCAGUCAUUCUCGACUCCAUGCUCUUCUUUUGGUUUUGACUCUGACAUGUGGAGGAAUUCAGAAUUGACCCCUCAAACCUCUUCGACAUCCCGUUGGACCCCUUCCUUUUCUCCACCCUUCCUCCUGCUCCUCCUCCUCCUCCUCCUCCUAUCAGAAACUCGGGCCCCAAUCGAAGCACCAGCAACUGUUAGACUGCAUUUGUCAUAUCACUGUUUUUCUUUGUUUUCUUCUCGCUGUUUGUUCGUUGUUUUCUUCCUGGUUUUGGUUUGUGGCGGGAAGCUCUAACCCGCCCACUUUUGAAACUAAACGCCAUUUCUGUGUGUAGCCUGUUUACCCGUCCCACACACACUCCUCCAUGCCCUCCUCUUUGCACUUUCCUCCUCCGCCUCCCACGAGUCUCUUCUCUCGAGUGCCAAAAUAGAACAGAGAGGAAAAUGACGACAACAACAACAACAACAGCAGCAGCAGCAGCAGCCAUUCCAAGCGUUUCUUUGAGUUGUUCUUGUGUGUCGGACAUCCAUCCUGGAAGCACCCAUGAAGCCAGCAUGCUCCGCCCUCAUAACAUGAUGUCGCUCAUGACGCCUCAACUGAUGCCCACCACCACCACCUCCUCUCCUCCUCCUCCUCCUCACCACCCCCCUCACACGGGAUUAACCCCCUCCGCAGGUUCCACCUGUCCGCCCGCCUCCAAACAGUAACCGCUGGUUCCAGCUGCUUUGUCAUUUCUGCAGCCGGUGGGACGACACGGGUCGUGUGCCAUAGAGUCGGGGGCACCUCCCACUCUCCUCACCCCCCCCCCCCCCCAACCUCCUUUCUCUCUGUCCCUCUUCUCUUCUGUAACUCAGUCUCUCCAUCCGACUCUUCUCGAUGGGAAAAGAUUCAGAAACUCCAUUUUCUUCUGAUGUUUUUUCUUUUUUUAUAUUUUCCCUUUAGUUGUCGUUUAACAUCCAAACCACGACACAUGCACCGCCCUCCCUUCCCGCCGCCGCCCGCUGCGGGGAGUGUUUACCUAAGUCAGCAGCCAUCCUCUGUCUUCUUGAACUUUUUUGAACUUUCACCCCCCCCCCCUCUGUGUUCAUCCAACUGUUUGGACGAUAACUCUCCAUUCCAUCCCCAAAAACCUCUGAGACUGUGCAAUGCUAGCUGAUGCGAUUGGAUUUUUUUUCGUUUUUGUUCAUCAUUUGGGACAGAACUAAAAAAAAAAAAAAAAAAAAAA
Oryzias latipes (Japanese medaka) is the source of this 9161-nucleotide messenger RNA. RefSeq names its product NOVA alternative splicing regulator 2 (gene nova2). The record is from RefSeq and is a predicted model, not a curated record. NCBI's taxonomy places the organism in Eukaryota, Metazoa, Chordata, Actinopteri, Beloniformes, Adrianichthyidae. Gene Ontology annotation, molecular function: RNA binding.